Molecule: messenger RNA, 1743 nt
Organism: Aureobasidium namibiae CBS 147.97
Lineage: Eukaryota; Fungi; Ascomycota; Dothideomycetes; Dothideales; Saccotheciaceae
Exons: 3
Coding region: 1-1743 (580 amino acids)
Source: RefSeq, a predicted model, not a curated record
AUGCCUACUCUCGCCGCCAAUCUCUGUGUUGCCCAACCCACCGGUAUUUCGCACACAUCUUCUCCAGAUUCUGACCAAGCUUUCCUUGCCGACAAAUACUAUUCGGACGCCGCUAUGGCAGCUUCUCCUCCUGCAGGAUACACCGAAGCCUUCAAGAACCUGACGGCAUCCAAUAAUGCUCUUGGGUACCUAGGUUUCAGUUUGUUGAGCUCUUACGACACCGCUGUCUGUGCUGCCCGCUGUGACAAAGUGAAUGGAUGUCAGGCCGUGAACAUUUACUUUGAGAGAGACCCUUCAGUCGAUCCAAACGAUGCGUCAUGCUCAGACCCUACCUCAUACGCUCAAAUCAAGUGCGUGUACUGGGGAGGCCCCGUGUCCCAAUCCAAUGCUUUGAACUUUGGACAAUAUCGCAACAAGUUCCAUGUGGUUAUUGCGGGCAGCAACGGCUACGUCAACCGCUCCAUUGACACGCCCGCUGGCUACACUGCCCCAACUUACCUUGGAAACUCAAUCAUCAACGCACCCAAGACUGAUUGCGCCGACUACCCCAAUCAACUCCAAAAUUUGCUUUGGCCGACCGGUCCUUUCGAUGCUGGACGCUGCGCGGCUGCGUGCUCAGCUUACAACGCCAACCUGCCUACUGGUAGUGUGGCUCAGACUUGUCAGUUCUUUAACACAUACAUCCUCAAGGGCAAUGGAAAGGACGCCGGACAGUAUUGCGCUCUCUACCAACAAGCUUUCCCUUCGUCGGCCUCGACCAGCUCAAGCGUUGUCAUCAAUGGUGUUACUUACACAUACGGAUACUCUUACACCUUCACCAAUGCCACUUCGGCCGGCGGUCCCGCUAUCCCUUGUGCGGUCGCCUCGGCUUCGAGGAUCAUCGGCUCUUCCACUCUUCAAGGAUUCUGCUCCACGCUGCUGGGAUUUAACGCACCUACCUCCACAUCGACAGUGAUCGUCACCCCAACGAGCACCGUUCUGUCCACCGUCGUGCCCGUCGCGAGCUCCGUUAUCAGUACCAAGGUCACCACCACAUUUGUCGCCACCUCGACACGCGUGCCUGCGAAGCGUGCAGAGCAGCUGCAGACCCCAUCAGCUCUUUCCUUCCCUGCUUCCGUCAUCACAGCAGCCUGCAGUCUUCAGGCUUCAAGUGCUACCACGACUGUCCUUACCACAACCACAUCCACAGCCUCUACUGUCUUGUUCACCAGCCUGACAACCGCUACCGCAUCCACCACCACUAUCAUCGUAACCAGCACAGCCAAGGCGACGGCUACAGCCAACCCCAACGGUUGCUCCCAGCCCAAUGUCUGCAAGUCCGAUCAGAAGGUCCCGACAUACUCCUGCCCUGGUCAAGGCAAGAGCGGUCUUUGCGCCUGCGGUACCGAUGCAGCGGGAGUCAAUGUCUGCUACGCCGCUGACGAUUGUACAAAGCAAUGCAAGAAGACCAGCGAUUGUGACAACUUUGGAAAAGUGGCCAUGGUUUGUGUUUACAACACUUGCUGCGACAACAAUGGCUCGCAGAGCUCGGGCAUGGGCAAUUGUAUGCCUGCUAGCACCACUUGCAUGAAUGCUGGAUCUGCUAGCAGAAUGUUCAAGCGUGGAGAGAGAAAGUUUGGACCUGUGGUUAGGAGACAGGAGGUUACUGAGCAGGAUGAGGAGUGUACGGCCUUGUCUUGCCCUGGUACCUGGGUGGAUGAGACCACUGGUGUUGUUGUUCAAGGCAUUGAUGCUCAGCUGUAA